AUAAAUGCAAAAUCUCAAACAAUUAGUAUAUAUGAGAUAAAUGCCUUCAAAUUUGAUAGCAUUUUCUUCAAAAGAAGGGAAAAGACUUUUCAAAGAAGCUUUAGAGUAGAAUACAAUGGAAUGCUAUUUUCCCCUAGCUGAGUAAUUUAUAACUUAAUUGCAUCCAACUACAUGUGGAUCAACAACACUUGUCAUGGUUUUAAAUGCACUUAAAAUUGAUCCAGGAGUUUAAUGGAAGGGGUAUUAAAAUAAUGUAAUAAUAGAAUUUGGAAAUGGUACACAGAAGAGAAUUUACAUGGUUUAAAAAAAGAACAUUUAGAAAAUGGUAUAGACUUAGAUGCAUUUUCACAUAUUUCUAAGCACAAUAAGGUUGCUAUUCAAACAUUCUAUCAUCCAAAUUUAUAUUAACAAUAGUAUGAAUAAAAAAAGUAAGAGUGUAUUGUUUAAGUCAAGUUUUUAUGAUUGUUAAGAAUAAUGUACACGAAUUCAAAAUUAAUAUAAAAUAGCAUCUGUUUCAACAUUUAAUAUAUGUUUGGAAGCAACAUCUAGAAUGGACAGACUCUUUAUGGUAGUAAAUAAUAGCAGAAAAAUUAUGGGACAAACAGGUGAAGGCCAUUUUUCUCCUAUUGGAGGAGUCCAUUUAAAAGAAAGAAAAGUAAUGCUCUUUGAUGUUGCAAGGUAUGUGAAAUACCAAUAUAAGAUUCAAGUACCCUCCUUAAUGGUGUGAUUUUGAUUUACUAUAUAAUUCGAUUGCUCCAAUAGACAAGGACAAUAAUAUGACUAGAGGAUUUGCAAUAAUAACUAAAUAAUUAGAUUAUGACAUUUAAAAUCAAUACUCAAAAUCAAAUCUUUAGGAUUGGUUCAAAAAUAAGUCAGAAACUAGUGAUCUGCCACAUCAUUUAUCAGUGAUAUUUGUUUACUACUUGUUUAUAGUAUUGUAAAGAAUUGAGAUGCAAAUUACAAAUAUUCAUACUAUUCCAUUUUAAUUGGCCUUGAGAGAAGAAUCUAGAUACAAUAUGGAUUAAGCAUUAAUAUAAAUUAAAGGCAAUAAACAAUUGUAUAGUCUUAUUAAUGAUUUUACUUUUCAAUUUCCUGAUCUUAUUACAACUAUAAGUUGUCUGUUGUAUAAUAUAUUAUGUGGUUAUCAAAUAAGCCAUAGAGAAUUAAUUGAGGAAUAUGAAUUGAUGAGAAUGAUAAUAGGGAUUUGAUAAAUAAUUAUAUGAAUAAAAAGG
Molecule: messenger RNA, 1232 nt
Organism: Paramecium sonneborni
Lineage: Eukaryota; Ciliophora; Oligohymenophorea; Peniculida; Parameciidae
Source: the annotation of a GenBank genome assembly